Messenger RNA from Phycomyces blakesleeanus NRRL 1555(-), 1598 nucleotides. RefSeq lists its product as hypothetical. NCBI's taxonomy places the organism in Eukaryota, Fungi, Mucoromycota, Mucoromycetes, Mucorales, Phycomycetaceae. The coding region runs from base 20 to 1210 and encodes 396 amino acids. Gene Ontology annotation, cellular component: nucleolus; catalytic step 2 spliceosome. The transcript is spliced from 6 exons. Gene Ontology annotation, molecular function: RNA helicase activity; ATP binding; mRNA binding. The record is from RefSeq and is a predicted model, not a curated record.
CGCAUAUCAGCACAACACAAUGUCAUUCGAUAAAAAAGCAGACGAGAAAUUGACUUUUGAGACGUCUGAAAAUGUCAAAGUCGUACCCACCUUCGAUUCAAUUGGCUUGAAGGAAGACCUUCUACGUGGCAUUUACGCAUACAACUUUGAAAAACCUUCCGCUAUCCAGCAGAGAGCAAUCGUUCCCAUCAUCAGAGGUCGCGAUGUGAUUGCGCAAGCUCAGUCUGGUACGGGUAAAACCGCGACAUUCUCGAUCUCAGCUCUCCAGGCCAUUGACACCUCUGUCAGAGAAACACAAGCACUCAUUCUUUCACCAACUCGUGAAUUGGCAACACAGAUCCAAAGUGUCGUCUUGGCUUUGGGAGAUUAUAUGAAUGUUCAGUGCCAUGCUUGCAUUGGUGGCACUAGCGUUGGAGAAGACAUGCGUCGAUUGGAGAAUGGUGUUCAUGUAGUAUCUGGUACACCCGGACGCGUAUACGAUAUGAUUAGACGUCGUAGCAUGCGUACUCGUAACAUUAAGAUGCUCAUUCUUGAUGAGGCUGAUGAAUUGCUCAACCGCGGAUUCAAAGAACAGAUCUACGAUGUUUACCGUCAUCUCCCACCUGCUACCCAAGUUGUCGUUCUUUCUGCAACACUUCCCCACGAUGUGCUGGAGAUGACCCAAAAUUUUAUGACAGACCCUAUUCGUAUCCUUGUAAAGCGUGAUGAAUUGACACUUGAGGGUAUCAAACAAUUCUUUGUAUCCGUAGAACGCGAGGAAUGGAAAUUCGAUACUCUUUGCGAUCUUUACGAUACUCUUACAGUUACCCAGGCUGUCAUUUUCUGUAAUACCAGACGCAAGGUAGAUUGGUUGACCGAGAAGAUGCGUGAAGCAAAUUUUACCGUCUCAGCUAUGCACGGUGAGAUGCCACAAAAAGAGAGAGAUGCAAUUAUGCAAGAGUUCCGUCAGGGAGCAAGUCGAGUCUUAAUUACUACAGAUGUUUGGGCCCGUGGUAUUGAUGUUCAACAAGUAUCUCUGGUUAUCAACUACGAUUUGCCUUUCAACCGUGAAAACUAUAUUCAUCGUAUUGGUCGAUCAGGCCGUUUUGGUCGCAAGGGUGUUGCAAUUAACUUUGUAAAGGAUGAAGAUUUGAAAAUUCUGCGCGAUAUCGAACAGUUUUACAGCACGCAGAUUGACGAAAUGCCUAUGAAUGUUACGGAUAUGGUUUAAGUAAUCUGGGAAAGUAGGAUAAUGAGGACAGAAAGAAAAAAGAACAGAAAGAAAAAACAGAAAGAAAGAAAAGGUACAUGAUGAUAUACUGAUAAAAGAAAAAAUGGUAUUGUGAUGAUACUUCAUAUAUAUAUAUAUACGAUCCAUAAAAUAACUUUGAACAAAAAUAUAAUUCGGUCUACAUAUAAAGUAAAUGAGAGAAACUAUAGAUAACAACAUUUGGUUAAGAUGAAUUGAUAAUGUUUAUUCAUAUACAACCCUAUUUUAUGAUAAUUAUGUUUUCUAUCAAGUAUGAACUAUAUCAUAUUUAAUCUCGCUCGUGUUUCUUCUAAAAUAAACAUAAUCUGUAAGUCAGGAUGAAGCUUCUGAGCCUGAUUUACAAUAUCCC